Umbelopsis ramanniana AG is the source of this 4605-nucleotide messenger RNA. RefSeq lists its product as uncharacterized. The record is from RefSeq and is a predicted model, not a curated record. Gene Ontology annotation, cellular component: Set3 complex. The transcript has 5 exons. Bases 92 to 4558 code for a protein of 1488 amino acids. NCBI's taxonomy places the organism in Eukaryota, Fungi, Mucoromycota, Umbelopsidomycetes, Umbelopsidales, Umbelopsidaceae. Gene Ontology annotation, biological process: regulation of transcription by RNA polymerase II.
CACGUGAUUUCUUGUCACAAGGUAGUUUUUGGCCGUUGAACAUCUUUAUACAAUUUGGAAUCCUUAGCGCCCCCAACUGAGAGAUCAAUUAAUGAGCGUUUCGGGCUCAAAUUCAUCGAGAGGAUCGCCACAGCGAUCCCGCUCUCAGUCAAGAUCUCCUCCACCUUUUGCAGAUGGGAGAUAUCCGCCACCUCCUCCGCGCCAUGGAUCUCGAUAUGAACCCUAUGGAGGGUACCGUUCAAUGCGACCUAUGGAUGACUACCGAGACAUUCGAGACCGAGAGCGUGAAAGAGACCGUGCUAUGAUGAUCAGAGACGAUCGAUAUCCACCUAGAGGCCGUGAAAGAUAUAUGGGAUAUUACCGAGAUGAUAUCGGUCCACCGCCUCCACAUCAAUACUCCGGACCACCACCUCCAAUUCGGCGUGAGAGUGGCAAUAUUGAACGACCAAAAUUAGAUUCAAGACCAACGACGCCUACUGCAAGGGAAGAUGUCGGACGAUUUGGUCCUCCUGGUCCACCAGAUGGGUAUCGAUCACCACGUUAUAUGGAUUGGCGAGACCGAAACAGAGAGAGAGACCGUGAUAGAGAAAGAGACAGACGAUUUCGUGAAGAUGAACGACGACGUGACCUUGAUCGAAGAGAUCGUAGUAGGGAUGGGUAUCCAAGAUAUGAACCACCGCUCCCUCCUUUUCCUCCAGACUCGUAUCGUGAUCGGGAAAGAGACAGAGAACGAGAACUCUCUACUCCGGGAGGUUACGGGCAUUAUCAUGAUAGAGAACGAAGUGAAGACCCUCAUUUCUACCGUCCACCCCCACGAGCACGCUCUCCGCCUGAUUUUGAUCGAUUCCGUGGAAGACCACCGUCGUGGGGUCCUCCCGGCGGCCCGCCCGGCUAUGGCUCAUCUAGACGAGAGACAUCACGCGGUCGAGAAAAAGACGAUCCCAGAAGUCCACGUGCCGCUAGUACAUCAGUGAUUCAUCCUCGACCAAGAGACAGAGAGGACUCGUUUUCAGACCGACGUCGAGAGCCUGGCCCACCCCUUAAAGCUUCAGACGCAUUUCCUCCUCCUCGAAGAGCAUCACCUUCUCCAUCAACCUCAUCUAGAUGGGACUCGGAUAAACCUGUCAAGUCCACGGAAGCCGAGAAAGAGGAGUCACCCGAACUUGAAAAAAUAUCGGAAGAUGUCAAAUCGGUUGAACCUGAAACUAGUACCGUUUCUGCGGCAAAUGUUAAUGCAGAUGAAGCAGAGCCAAAAGCUGAAGCUUCAACGGCUCUACCCAUCCUGGAAUUUGCACGACCUGAACGAAGAAGUACAACACCACCACCUGUAAAACAACUUUCUGACGACCUUAAAGAGACGACUAUUGACUCGAAAGAAGAAAUGGACGUCGACACAAAACCGUCUACAGAAGAAGAACACCCUGUUGUCGAAUAUGUGGUGGUUAAAGAUGAAGCGACAGUUGAUGCAUCACGCAAGUUGUCAGAAGUCAGUACGACCAUGGAAGAUAUUGCAUCUACGGAGGAUGCCAAAGUUCCCGAAUCCGACGCUGUUGCUAUCACUGACCUGUUUGAAAGGCCAAAGUCACCAUCACCCAUUGCCGCUGAAGCCGUUGAGGAAGACCCAAUACCAGUCAAGUCUGAAGACGAAGUUAAUGCGGGCUUCAACAAACUAAUGGAAACGAGCGAAGAAAAUGAGGACGCUGCGCCAAAAGUUGAAGAAGAGCUUACAGAGCAGAGCAUUGUUGAACGCAUUGAUCAAAUCGAGAACGACAUUACUGUCUUCGAAGAACUCCUAGAAAAGCGAGUCAAUAAGGACAGAGCUGCCAGCAACAAAGUCUUGCACGCGAGCGAAGCUGCUGCUUUAAUGCGUAACGCUGUUCAAGCUGAAGAGGAAGUUUUUGUGGAUGUAUUGAACGACGUUGCUUCUCAACAGCAAAGUGAGUCUCAGCCUGGACAAGAUGCAGCAUCCAAACCUGCCUUGGUUGUGUACGAUGCUCCACCAGAACCUUCGCCAGCUGCUCGCAAGAGUCUUCGUGCUCAAAUCGAACACUACCAUAAUGAAGACGAGGACGAAGAGCCUUUGUACAAGAAGCUGUAUGAAGAAAAUCGCAAGAUUGCUAAAGCAAAUAGCCAUUUAAUUGGUGGUUGGCAAGGCAAGCCUGAUUCUGAGGAUGAUUGGUCCGACGAAGAGAAUUGGUCCAAGCCUAUGUUUGCCAAUAUCGAGAGUUACCCAUCCUACAAGGCUAACGUUGAAUCCUUUUCCAAAAUGCGACAUGUUGUUGUUACUCAUAUGGCAACACGUAGACGGAAGCUGAAGAUGAAGGAAGCUCGACUUAAGAAGCGUUACAAGGCGAUUCAUGACCGAUGGAAGACGAAGAACAUUGAGUUGGACCGCAUGCGUGACCAGGAACGUCGUGCCUCUGAACGAGGAAGCUAUAAAGGAUCUUCUUAUCGUAAACGCACUGAGGACGAGACCGAAGGAGCUGUGGACGGAAUUGAUUUUGAUUCACCGUUUGAUGCAUUGCGCUUUGGUCCGGAAGGCCCAUCUACUCCCUACGGCGCACCCCACAGGCAAGGUCCAUGGGCGUCUGAUACUGUUCGUUCUGAAGCUGAGUUGCUGGAAAUCAUUCAGUCACUGGAGUCAGCCGAUAUGCGCAAUCCUGAAUUACGUGCAGCCAAAACAACUGCUAAUAUUCCACCCAUGAUCCUCGAUCUCAAAGAGAGAGCUCAGACGUUCGAUGAUCGCAGUGGACUGGUGGAGGAUCCAAUCACCUAUUACCAUACUGGUAAAGACACUGGCGAUGUGUGGACAAAGCAAGAGACUUCAACCUUCCUGGAGAGUUACAUGUUGUAUCCCAAACAAUUUGGUAAAAUUGCCGCUGCCAUCGAGAGCAAGACUGCUUGUCAAUCUGUACUUUUGUAUUAUCGCAUGAAGAAAACCAUUGAUUUCAAGGGACUUGUGGCUGCUUCUUUGAAAGGAAAGCGUAGUCGUUCAGGCAAGAAGAAGGAUAGACUUGCCGCAGCUGUACGUGCAGCUACCAGUGGUAGUACUCGAGGCGGUGGUCGCGGUAAGAACAAGGGCUCAGCCUUGCUUGCUGAUAUUGGACUUGCUCAAGACACUCGAAAGGCCAAGGAGAAGGAAAGAAAGAACAAGGAGUUACGUGAGUUAGAAGAAGCUGGAGGCUAUUGGGACAAGCUUGGUGAUCGCCGACGUACUCGCACCCGUGAAAAGCCACCACGUACACCCACCGGCUAUGUGUCUGAAUCGCAGGCGACAGACAAGCGAAGAGGCAUUGGAAAACGUAAAGGCAAAUCACCUAAAAGCGGUGUGGAGGAUGACCCUCGACGUCCUCGUGGUGAACUUGAAAUGGACGAUGAUGAAGAAGAUGAUUCUUUCGACACACCGAAAGAUGUCACUACAGCAAAGUGGACAGCCACUGAGCGAGAUGCAGCAGUCGAAGCUUUCAAGAUACAUGGUCGUAACUUUAUGCAAGUAUCCGAAAUUGUUGGAACGAAAACCGAAGAUCAAUGUCGAAACCUGUAUCACAAUUAUAAACGUAAAUAUGGACCCAAUGCAUUUAAUGAAGAAUCCGGACGAAGCAAUAUGGCUGCUGAAGAAGAAGAUGCUGCUGCUGCUCUGGUUGGGAUGUAUCAGAUGGGUGCACAAUCUCCCCAAGGUGACCAACUGGACUCUGGAGCCAGUACCCCACGUAAGCCUGGCCGCCGACCUAGAACUGCUUCAGUCAAUCCAAUCAAUGAUGAACUGGUAGAAUCAGAUCAAGACUACAUGGCUAUGAAGAGUAGAAAAGGACCAAAAGGCACGAUCACACCUGAUCUAUUGGCUGGCAAAAGGCCUGCUUAUUCUUCAUACUGGUCUGUUUCUGAAAAGGCGGAUUUUAUCAAGUUUUUGGAGAUGUUUGGCCGUGAUUGGGAUAGGUUGGCUGAUGCUAUGAAAUCCAAGACAGCUACACAGGUACGCAACUUCUUCCAAAAUAAUUUGGAAAAGAUGCAAUUGGAUAAGAUCAUUAUGAGAUUUGAUAGACGGCAGCAACAGCAAUCGCCAACUGCAAGUCACCAUCAUGGUACCCCUCCCCAACCACCAUCACAACCUCAACCGAAACAACCUUCUAUUCCUCCUCAGCACCACAUACCGCCUUCGGAUCGUAUGCCGCAUGAUAGUCAAUAUUCUCCCAUUCCACCUUACGGGUUUUCACCUGGUCAUAUGUCAGGACCUCCCCCACCUCCACCUGGUCAUUAUGGUCCACGACAAGGCUAUUUCCCACCUCCGUCUGAAGGACACCGACCCCCCAUGUCCUCGUCACCCACCGCUUCUCAAAGCUAUCCAUCUUCUUACCAACCUUAUCGCAUGCAUUCACCCCCACGAUCUGCGUUUGUUCGAUCGUACGCAAGCCCACCACAACCUCCAAUGCCACUGCCGCCAACGCAACCCAAGUCCGAUAAGGAACCGACCACUGUUACCAAGGUCGCUGAUUUACUUAACAAUGAUGAUUCUGCAGAAACUAGCCAGCCUGGUAACUGGGAAUCAUGGUUUAAUUAAAGCCUGGCGAGGGAUUGAAACCAAGCAUACACUAAAAAAAAAAGGAA